This is a messenger RNA of Medicago truncatula (barrel medic), 1759 nucleotides long. RefSeq lists its product as uncharacterized. Bases 62 to 1453 code for a protein of 463 amino acids. The transcript has a single exon. Gene Ontology annotation, molecular function: DNA binding; DNA-binding transcription factor activity. Lineage: Eukaryota; Viridiplantae; Streptophyta; Magnoliopsida; Fabales; Fabaceae. The record is from RefSeq and is a predicted model, not a curated record. Gene Ontology annotation, biological process: regulation of DNA-templated transcription.
UACUUCAAACAAACACUAAAACAACCUUAACAAAAAAGCAGUUUACUUAUGAAGGAAAAUCAUGACAAGAAAGAGAAAGAUUUCUGAAACACUGGUUGAAGACAUUAAUCCUUAUGAGACAAUCAAGGAAUGGAAUGAGGUAAUGAAGGAACCUAGUUCACUAGAAAAAAGAAGCAGAAAGAGAUUUGUUGGUGUGAGACAAAGGCCAUCAGGAAGAUGGGUAGCUGAGAUAAAAGAUACCAUUCAGAAGAUAAGAGUUUGGUUAGGAACUUUUGAUACAGCUGAAGAAGCUGCAAGAGCCUAUGAUGAAGCUGCAUGUAUACUUCGCGGUUCCAACACUAGAACAAAUUUCUUACCUUGUUCUAAAUCUUCCUCUAGAAAUCAUGUUCUUUCUUCAAAGAUCACUAAUCUCCUCUUUCAAAAACUUAAAGAAAGGAAUUAUCCUUGCGGUUGUGGUCGCAGUUGCGAACCUUUAAACUGCGGUAAAAUACAGGAAAAUGAGGCUGAUGCGGACAAAAUUGCCGUUGCGAUGUCAUUACCGAGACCUCAAAAUCCAUUAUAUUGCACUAAAAUGCAAGAAAAUGUGGCCGAUACGGUCAAAACUGCGGUGGUGAUGCUGCAGAGACCUCAAAAUCCUUUAUAUUACGACUGGAGUUGCAAACCUUUAUAUUACGGUAAAGUGCAGGAAAAUACGGCCGAUGCGGUCGAAAUUGCGGUUGCUAUGCCACAGAGACCCCAAAAUUCUUUAUAUUGCGGCCACAUUCUCAGUUGCGGACCUCAAUUUAAAACCAUUUCUUCACCUUCUUGUUCUUCCAACUCUCUUUUUAUCAACCAACAACAAAAAAAACAAGGAAAUGUAUAUGGAAAUGAAUCAACAUAUUUCACAAAUGAACAAUUUAUAGAUUUCUUUGAUGGUCCUGAAGAAGAUUGUUGCACAAUUAACAGCAUUGAAUUUAGUAACAACAGUAGUGCACAAAUUGACUGCAUUACAAGUAGUUUUGAAUCAUGUUUAACUGAAAAAGAUGAAUUCAUUUGCAAGGAAAAGGAAACUACAUCAAGUGAUGAAAGAGUGGAAGACAUUGAAGAAAACACUGGUUUGAGUUUCAACCAAGAUUUUCAAUUCCUUGACAAUGUUGAUGAUGCUGCAAUGAACUAUUAUUCUGCUUUUAAUAUUGAUCAUGAAGAUAUUGAGAAGCAUGUGGAGUUAGAGAUCAAUGAUGAUAGUGAUGAGUCUUCAAUGCUAAGAAAUGCUAUGAAGAGAAUGAAAUAUGAGAGGAAAUUCUCAGCUUCUCUUUAUGCUUUCAAUGGAAUACCUGAGUGCUUGAAGUUGAAACUUGAAUCAGAUAACAAAAUGGGAAGAGAGUUUUCUAAUGAACUAACCAACCUCGAAAUGGCUUGUAGCAAAAAAAAAAGGAUGCUUAUAAGAAGGAUGAAUGAUACAUACAACCUGUAAAACUUGAAAUAGCGACAUAAAUUUAGAGACGAAGAAAAUGCAACAUCAGCCUCUAAUCCCAUCGCCAAGCAUUAGAGACGCCAGACCAAACUUGACGCUAAAUUUUAUUUUUUCCGUCUCUAGUUUCCGUCAUUAUUUCAAUUUGUUUUGGUAACAUCGGAUAAGAAGAGGGUGACAACUCACAAACAUCAACUCUUUCAAAAAACUCACAAACAUCAAUUAGCAUGGUUUUUUCUUCUCCUUCUAUAUCAUCCAAUAUUGAUGGAGAUCUCUCACUGUGGAAUUCAUUUGAUCUUUCUAAUAUUG